This is a messenger RNA of Oikopleura dioica, 4395 nucleotides long. Lineage: Eukaryota; Metazoa; Chordata; Appendicularia; Copelata; Oikopleuridae. The record is from the annotation of a GenBank genome assembly.
AUGGCUGGAAUAGAAGAGAUUCAGUAUUUGACCAGAGGAAGCAGUUUGAGAAGUUUUCGAAGCAUCGAGAAAAAUGGAGAAAUGAGUUUGGGAAGAGCGCAAACUUUCUCGUCGCCAGGUGGAAAUAAUAAGGCGGGCAGAUUGCCCCAGCGUGCAAAUACAACGAUGGCCAGGUCAGCAACGAUGAAGCCUGAGAAUCAAUCGCCACAUGGAGCUUUGGUCGCCAGAUUCAACAAUGUUUUAAAGCAUUUUGCCAAAAUUGAUCCUGAAGACAUUGAUGGAAAAGAGUCAGGCUUUGGGCACGCAACGGCGAUAAUCGACCAAGCCUGGGAAGACAAGCAGGCUAAUUUGGCGGUGCAAUUUUCCGGACAUCUACUUGAACGAGAAAUUUUGCAUUUGGCGGUCGACUCGCUCGCUCCCGACUCGCCUCCCGAACUGGUGCUGGAAUCACUCAAAUUGAUCGCUGCGUCGAUAUUUAUUCCAGAAAUUAGGAAAUUUAUUUGCAAACAGGACAACUUACAGGCGGUCGUCAACUGCUUCGAUCAUUAUGUCAGAAGCAAAAACUUCGAGUUCCGCAGCGCCGCGCUAGAAGUUCUCGCUGCCUGCGUGAAAGAAUCGGACGAAGUCAUCUCCAAGUUAAUUCGACUGAAAGCCUUCGACAUCGUCGCGACGGCGCUGGAACGCAUCGACGAGCCGGCCGUUGCUCGAUUCGCGGCGCAAUUUUAUAGCUUUUCUGCUCUGGCGAGCAAUACCAAACACUCGAUUCAUGAGCGCAUGUCCAAGCUCGGCGUGCACCAUUAUUUAUCCAUCAUUCAAGCGUCGAGUGUUGAUUUUGCCGUUUUCCAUGCUUCGCUUGCACUUGCUGUUCUCGCUUCCAACAAAGAACCGUCUAUCAACAUAACAUUCCAAAACCCGCUGGCCAACGAGUUCCUUCAAACCCAUCACGACUUUUUCAAAUGCGAAAGCUUCCAACUCGAGAAUAGCAAACGCAUCGCCUAUGGAAUCGCUCCUCCUAUCCUCGAGCGCGUCAACCAACUCCUCUAUUCCAACAAUGGAACGAUCCAGGCAAUCGGCGCGUUUUUUCUUCUUCAAGAAGUUCUAGCGCGGAAAGCGAUGCGACAAUUUGAUGUUUUCAGCGACACGAACAACAUCGCCGCGUUGAAAAAGUGCGCAGCGAGUACCUUGAGUGGUUACGCAAGAGAACUAGCAUCGAAUUGCUUGAGAAUCAUGGACAUUCCCAUCCCCGUCAAGCUCUGCCCCCAAGUGCACAUGUGGGACACCGACGACGUCGCCACAUGGUUCGAAAUCAACGGAUUCAAGGACUUCGCCGCCACGGCUGUUGAGUCCUGCUGCGAUGGGCGAAUGCUCCUGUUGCUCAACGAAGACGAUCUCGUCCAGGUCUUCCUGAUGUCAAACAAGUUCCACCGCCGGAAGUUCAUCCAAGACCUCGUCGAACUACGAAUCAAUGGCGAUUACACGAGCGAAGAUGCAAGUGGCAUUCAAAAGUGGCUGUCCGGAAUAGGCCGCGAAUUCAGCCAGUACACUUUUCAUCUCAUCCAAGCUGGCGUCGAUCGCGAUUUCUUGCCUCAUCUAACGGACGAGCACUUGAAAGUCGACUGCCAAAUCACCAAUGGAGUCCACAGGACAAAAAUUCUAGAGGCAGUUCGUCGCGACGAGGGAGCAAAUGGACAUGACGAUGUGCAAGAUCCAAAGGAUGUCUUCGUCUGCUCUUGGAAAGAGGGUCAACUUCUGAGCGAGUCCCUCUGCGCCUACCUCCGUCUACGAUCUUUCUCCGUCGCUACCAACUGGGGCUUGAUCCCGAAGUCCGACGAAGUCACCCUCCGCCACGAAACGAAUAUCGCUCACGCAGGCCACUUCCUUCUCGUCCUGACACCAGGUUGCCUUGAAAAUCUCAUUCAAAACGCCUGCGAAGAUGAAAACACUCUCGCUCUCGAUCCGUUUUAUCGCUGGAUCGUGACUGCUUUCGCUAAAGGUUGCAAUAUCAUUCCAAUGGUGGCUCCUGGCUGGAAAUGGCCAGUGCCAGACAGUGUUCCUGAAGCGAUAAGAGAUCUGUGCUUCAUGAAUGGAGUCCGUUGGAGAUGGGGAUAUCAAGAAGAAAUCAUCAACAGGCUCCAGCGAUUCAUGACCGAUCAUGGCUCUCUUCAGAGCUUGACAUCAGUCAAUCGAGCUCAAUCAAAGAUGUCGAUGGCUAGCACAACUCAUGGCGAGUACGUCCUCCCUACUCCAGCUGAAAACCUCUCCCGACAACCCUCACAAAGAAGCAUCACCUCUGUCACUUCUCGUCCCUCCCUCCGCUCUUUCGGCGGCUCGCCCCAGGCUGAUACAGGAAGUCAAAGAUCAAGACACUCUUCCAGAGCUUCAGUUGCUUCUCAACAAAGUAUAAACGAAGUUCCAGAAGAAGCCGCUGAGCUUCAAAACGGCUCAUCCCCUGCUGGCUCACCAGACAAACAACCUCUUCGUUCAUCCUCCCGAGCAUCCAGUCAAGCUUCACUUUCCUUCCGCGGCUCCAAGCCCCCACUGCCCCCAUCGCGAAGCAACAGUAAUGUCUCCCUCUCCUCCUCCGCUAGCCAGCGUUACAGUAGACUUGCUGAUAACACACUCGGUCGAGCAUCUAGCAGAAAUUCAGUGGCAAGUAAUCGACUUUCUACAGCGUCGCUUCCAAGACCAGAUAUGCUCAGAGCAAGCAGCAGAUCUUCCGUCGCAUCUGGCCGUUCAAGCGUCGCUUCUGACAAACCAGUUCCUCCACCGAAGCCACAAAGCCUCUCCCGUGCCUCUUCUCGAGCAUCUUUGCCUCCAAACUCUCCGAAUAACGCCACUCUUGGUUCCCCGGUUCUAGCAAGUCCGACAAGUCUUUCCGAACGUAGCACUUCUCAAAUCUUCGAAAAUGUGAUUCAAGAGACGGUUCUUGACAAGGACCCUCCCCAAGGAAUCCCACAAAAAGAGGAUGAAAAGAUGAGCGUCGAUGAACUUGCAAGUGGAAAUAGUGCGGCAAUCGUCACGACUCAAGCUGCAGUGGAACCCACCCCUGAAUCCAUCCCUUCCUCUCCCGAGCCCGAGCCAGUCUCCAAAAAGUCCGUCAAUGUUCCCGUCGAGUACGAAUCCACCGAGCCCAGCCCAGAGCCAGUUUCUGAUCCCGAGAUCGACGAUCAUCUUCAGCCAGUUGCAUCGUCAAAAGACGCCACUGAUCCCGAUGAUGAGCCUCUCGACAUGCUCAUUUCGAAAGUAGAAAAAGAUUUGAAAGUUCAAAGUGCUUUGCCGAUAGAAGAUGAUCUCCCUAAAGACGAAUCGCCCCUCCCUUCUCCAGAAAAAGUUCCCGAAAAAGCUGAAAGCAGUCUAACAGCAGCGUCGCUAGAAUCCGCCUCUCCACCGAAUACGCCUGAUAAGAAGAAAUCGCCUCAGUCCUCCCCCAAAAGCACCACCAAUCAAUCAAAUGACACACCACCCAUCGUCAUCGACGAUUCCGACGAGGAUGAUGGUGAGAACAACGACGAAUCACUCUCGGAAGACGCGAUGACGACCGUAACUGAAUUGACGAUGUCGUCGACGAUCUCGAGCGCGUCCGCCAAGCUCAAAAAGGGCAUUUCCAAAAGGCUCGGAAAAGCGAAAACUAAAACUUCGAAAGCGUUUUCUAAAGGGCUGAAGGGGCUCAAAAACUCCUCUGAAAAGCUGAAAUCGUCCCUGAAACGGGGCGAUAAGAAAAAAGCUGAUAAGGGUAACGAGGAGGAAAAAGAGGAGUUGGAAGAUAUCUCCGAUGAGAAAGAGAUCAACUCUCCUCCAGAGGUGAUAGAAAAAACUAGCGGUGAUAAUGAUAAAAUAGAGGUGGAAGUAGUGGUAGAGGAAAAGGCUGAAGAAGCAGCGCCAGAAACAGAACCAGACUCGGGCGUGAUUAUUGAAAAAGAAUCGGCUGUUUUAGACACUGUUGUUGAAGAAACCGAUAUUGUUGUUGAGAAACAGGAUCAGCCAGUCUCUGAGACCAAGGAGGCUCCUAAGUCAGACGAGUCAAAAGACGAGCCUGAAAAGGAAGACUCAAAUAAGAUCGAGCCAGCCUCAGAUUUGGUUGAAAAAGCACCUGUUACUGAGGCUGAAACUGUUGAUGUUUCAGAUGAGCCGGAAAAAUCUGAACCAUCUGAGACUACAUCAGUUCCGUCUGAGCAAGUCUCCGUUGAGCCAGAUUCCGUCAAAGAUAGUGCUCCCGAAAUUGAGGCGCCAAAGGAGCCUGAAACGCCAGUUGAGUCAAGUUCUGUUUCUGAAUCUACUCCAGCCCCUGAAAUUUCAUCUGAACCGGUAUCAAAAGAACCCGAAAACUCGAAAGAGCCAGAAUCUGAGGAGAAAUCAGAACCAACCGUAGCACAAGCACUUGCUCAGGAUUUUUGA